This is a messenger RNA of Polistes dominula (European paper wasp), 1693 nucleotides long. RefSeq names its product sorting nexin 1 (gene Snx1). The record is from RefSeq and is a predicted model, not a curated record. Gene Ontology annotation, cellular component: endosome; endosome membrane. Gene Ontology annotation, biological process: early endosome to Golgi transport. Gene Ontology annotation, molecular function: phosphatidylinositol binding. NCBI's taxonomy places the organism in Eukaryota, Metazoa, Arthropoda, Insecta, Hymenoptera, Vespidae.
UGACGUCGGUAGUAAUUGUUCAGUGGGGGCCGAUCCCUAUAACAACUUGACAUCAUAGAUUGACAGAACCGCUAAGAUGGCUGAUAUUAAAGACACUCCGCCUUUAUUUGAUACUAAUGAAACUAAAAGUGACGAUUUGGAGGAUGAUGACGAUGAUGUUUUUGCUUCUGCGAUACAGGAUCAAAGUCAAUUGGAAGAUUCCUCCCCUUACAAUGGUGUAUCAACACUCCAAACAGAGUUACCCAAAUUGACCUUACGAGAUGCGAUGGAAGAAAAUUCAUUUUCUUCAGUAUCAAGUCCACCACCAGGUCCAUUAAGUCCGCCAUUAGGUCCAAUGAGCAGUGAUAUCGGAGAUCUGCAUGACGUUCCUAUUAAUGACAAUGUGGAUACAUUGUCAACAAAUGUUAUCAAAUCUCAAUCGUUCGAAGAGGUACCAGGCGAUUCGACUGAUGUUUUCCUUAAAAUCACAGUUACUUCACCUCAAAAAAUAGGCGAUGGCAUGGGUGCUUACAUGGCCUAUAAAGUUGAAACUAGAACUAAUAUGCCAAUAUUUAGAAAGCGCAAUUUUAGCGUCACUAGAAGGUUCAGUGAUUUUCUUGGUCUUCAUGAUAAAUUAACCGAUAAAUAUCUAAGAAAUGGUAGAAUUAUUCCACCUGCGCCUGAAAAAAGCGUUAUCGGUACAACAAAAAUAAAGAUGUCUGGUGACAAGAAUCAAGAACAAAAUUCCAGUUCCACGGAGUUCAUUGAACGCCGUAGAGCUGCUCUCGAAAGAUAUGUAAAUAGAACUGCGGCACAUCCAGUUCUAAGCGUAGAUCCUGAUUUUAGAGAAUUUUUGGAAGCUGAUAUGGAAUUACCUAAAGCAACUAAUACAUCUGCUUUGAGCGGUGCUGGAGUAAUGAGACUCUUUAAUAAAGUUGGAGAAACUGUUAACAAGAUAACAUAUAAAAUGGAUGAAAGUGAUCCAUGGUUCGAAGAAAAAACUUCACAAAUUGAAUCUCUUGAUACUCAACUACGUGCUUUACACUCUGCUGUUGAUACUUUAACUAAUCAAAGAAGGGAACUUGCUAAUUGCACGGGAGCAACAGCAAGAGCAGUUGCGGUUCUUGGUCAUGGGGAGCCAGGAGCUUCUCUUGGUAGAGCAUUAGCACAAUUAGCCGAAACCUUGGAAAAAGUAGAAGUAAUCAGAAAAGCACAAAGCAAUAGCGAUCUUUAUCAAUUUGGAGAAAUGUUAAGAGAUUAUGUCGCGCUUAUGGGUGCUAUUAAGGAUGUUUUUCACGAACGUGUUAAAGUAUUCCAAAAUUGGCAGCAUGCUCAAAUGAUGUUGAACAAAAAACGGGAACAAAAAGCUAGAUUGGAACAAUCCGGUAGAACCGAUAAAACAAGUCAAGCUGCUACCGAAGUUGUCGAAUGGGAGGCGAAAGUGGAGAGAAGUCAAGAAGAAUUUGAUAAUAUUUCGAAGAUGAUAAAGAAAGAGGUUGAACGUUUCGAAUUAGUCAGAGUGGAAGACUUUAAGAAACAAUUAAUGGAAUAUCUCGAAGCGAUGUUACAACAUCAAAACCAACUGAUCAAAUAUUGGGAAAGUUUUCUACCAGAGGCACGAGCAGUUGCAUGAACAUUCCUCAAUUUAAAAAUAUAAAUGAAUUUUUUUAUUAUGUAUAGAUAUAUAUAUAUAUGAAACAAACUUUACGAUAAA